CCCCAAUCAAUCAAUCCAUCCAAAAAAAUAAAAAACUAAAAAAAUAUUUUAAAAAAUACACUAAUAAAAAAAAAAUAAAAAAAACACAAAAAUGGCCGGGAAAAUUACACACACUGCCCUCCAAACCGCCGUGGUGGCGGUUCUUUUGACAAUUCCAAUCGUCUUCUCCAACGACAUGGUCCCAAUACCCCCAAACCAGGCUCAAGUAAAUAGUUGGUUCCAAAGCAAUGUCCAACCCUACAUGUCACGAAAAGGCACUUUAGACCCCGCCCUGGUGGCCGCGGAGGCCGGUGCUAAAAUAAUUAAGGUGAAGAAAGGAGGCGGCGGAGACUUCAAGACGGUGACUGAUGCCGUGAACAGCAUUCCAUCCGGGAAUAAGAACCGGGUCAUCGUGUGGAUCGGUGGCGGAAACUAUUCAGAGAAAAUCAAGAUUGAUAGAUCUAGACAGUUUGUUACAUUUUAUGGGUCUCCAAAUGAUGUGCCAACUUUGAUUUAUGGAGGUACGGCAGCGCAGUAUGGGACUGUGGACAGUGCUACGUUGAUAGUGGAAUCGGACUAUUUCAGUGCUGUUAAUGUUAAAAUUGUGAAUUCGGCGCCGAGGCCGGAUGGGAAGAGGAAGGGAGCGCAAGCGUUGGCGUUGAGGAUGUCUGGUGAUAAAGGGUCGUUUUAUAACUGCAGAAUCUAUGGAUUUCAAGACACAGUUUGUGAUGACAGAGGCAAUCAUUUCUUUAAGGAUUGUUACAUUGAAGGCACUGUUGAUUUUAUCUUUGGCAGUGGCACCUCUCUCUAUUUGAACUCGGAAUUACGAGUGAUACCAGGGGACCCGGUGGCGAUGAUAACAGCACAGGCGCGGAAGAGUGAUGCAGAGGACAAUGCAUACUCAUUUGUACACUGUAAGGUAACAGGAACAGGAAGGCAUGCAUUCUUGGGGAGAGCUUGGAUGCCUUAUGCAAAAGUGGUGUAUGUAUACACUGACAUGAGUGAUGUUGUUCAACCUCAAGGAUGGUCUGAUAACUUCCAUCCUGAGCAUGACAAGACGGUUUACUUUGGAGAGCACAAAUGCUCAGGUCCAGGUUCAACCUCUACUAAAAGGGCUAAAUUCAGCAAGCAGUUGAGUUAUGAAGAGGUUAAACCCUUCAUCACCCUUGCCUUCAUUAAGGGUUCCAAGUGGCUCCUUCCUCCUGCCAGGGUCUGAUGAACACGUCGAUCGGAGAAUUGAACAGUGUCAAUCGAGGGCGUCUUGCAUCGGCCUUAAUUAAUUUUUUAUUUUUUUUGUAGUCUUAGUUAUUAUUCCUGGGUGUUACAAUAAUUGUCGUGUGUAUACGAGAGAUUAAGGGUGUAGUCACAUUGAUGCCCCGAAUUUUGGAAUUUUGUAGCUCACUAUGAUAGUAUGUGACUGUUUAAUGAAAUAUGUUAUUUUUUAUUUUUUUUUUUG
This is a messenger RNA of Camellia sinensis, 1435 nucleotides long. RefSeq names its product pectinesterase 1-like. Gene Ontology annotation, molecular function: pectinesterase activity. Lineage: Eukaryota; Viridiplantae; Streptophyta; Magnoliopsida; Ericales; Theaceae. Gene Ontology annotation, biological process: pectin catabolic process; cell wall modification. The record is from RefSeq and is a predicted model, not a curated record.